CGACGCGAUAAAAAAAGCCCUUUUCCAGUGCUGCGACCUCAAUCGCGCCCGUAGCCUGCAGCCGGCCAACAAUGCGGCCGUUGGGGAGCUUGCAGGCCUACCAUGGCCUGCUUCCUCUCCUGACUGCUGCCGCACACGCCUUGGUCGCAUUCGCCUCAGUCGGAUCACGGACCAGCAGCCAGACGCCCACCAUUGGAACGCCACAGCCAUGCCUGUGCAGCUUCAACGCAACAAAGCUUCAGCUUCCCGAGGGAUCCUGGGACUCGCACUUCCAUGUUAUCGACCCGGUCCGGUUUCCCCCGUUACGAAACGCAGCGUACAAGCCAGGCACCCACACAGUCUGGGAGAAUUCCGUCUUUGAGCAUAGCAUCGGCUGUGACCACGUGGUCAUGGUACAACCUUCCAUCUAUGGAACGAAUAAUACGCUGCUGCUAGAAUCGCUGAAGGCGUACGGGCCGCAAAGGGCGCGUGGCGUGGUCGUCUUCGAUGUCCACAAUACGACAGAAGCACAGCUCGCGGAAUGGAACAGAAUCGGCGUACGCGGCGUUCGAAUCAACCUGCAGAGCAUCAACGCCACAGAAUCGAUUGAAAGACUGGAACUAACCCUCAAAGUACACGCAGACGCUGUCAAGCCCUUCGACUGGGUGCUCCAACUAUACGCCCCGAUGGAGCUCAUCCCGUCCAUAGAGGCCUUUGUGCCCACGCUCGGGGUACGCAUCGUCUUCGAUCACUUUGGAGACCCGAAGAUGCCGCAACCCACCGGAGAUCCUCAAAAGCUGGACCCGCACUCGAUCAAAGGCUUCAGCGCCAUGAUCCGCCUGCUCAAACAAGGCAGGACCUGGGUGAAAAUCUCCGGAGCGUAUCGCGUGUCCAAGCUGCCCGGGCCAAACUACAGCGACCUGGACCCCCUGGCGCGAGAGCUCUUUCGCGCGGCGCCAUCCAGAGUCGUAUAUAGCUCGGACUGGCCGCAUACACGUUUCGAAGGGCUGGACAUACGGCCUUGGAACGCGCAUCUGUUGGAGUUGGUCGGAGGCGAUAUGCGGUUGCGGCAGAAGCUAUUUAGAGACAAUGCGAGAGACCUCUGGCAGAGUACGACAGUGAACUCGACGCUUAACACAAAAUAUUGAUAUAGACAUAAUAUUGAAGGGCUAAUAUUGGGCUGAGCAUAGCGUGAUGGAUAAAAGUACGAUGUAUCGCCAAUCUCGAUCGCCACAUCAUGCAUAUAAACGCGGCAUUGAUGAUGAG
Messenger RNA from Purpureocillium takamizusanense, 1245 nucleotides. RefSeq lists its product as uncharacterized. The coding region runs from base 72 to 1127 and encodes 351 amino acids. The transcript has a single exon. Gene Ontology annotation, molecular function: hydrolase activity. The record is from RefSeq and is a predicted model, not a curated record. Lineage: Eukaryota; Fungi; Ascomycota; Sordariomycetes; Hypocreales; Ophiocordycipitaceae.